AUGAGGCGCGCGGCGAGCACGUCGAUGCACAACCUGCAGGAGCUGGUCAAUCCAGGUCCUGGGGGCACGAUGCUGGAUCGCAUCGCCCAGCUCGAAGCCGAAGAGGCCCGCGGCACCAGCGUCGACCAGUCCGAGCGGGUGGUCAUCGUGUGCAAUUCCCUCCCGCUGAAGAUGAGGCACGACCCCGAGGGCAGCGAGGAGCGCGGGCACAGCUGGCACUUCGAGAUGGACCCGGACUCCAUCUACGCCCAGACAUCUGUGGGCAUCCUGGAGAAGACCUCCGCGGAGAAGGUCCUCUGGAUCGGAGGGCUCGGAUCCGAGGUUGAGCUCUUCGAGCAAGACGCCGUCGCCGAAGAUCUUCGCGACAGAUUCUCGUGCGUCCCGGUGUUCCUCGGAGCCGAGCUCAAGGACAAGCACUACAAGGGCUUCUGCAAGGGCUUCCUGUGGCCGCUCAUGCACUACGUCCUGCCGAUGUCCCCGCAGUCCGCGGGACGGUACAACAAGGUCAACUGGCAGGGAUACCUGGCAGCUAACAAGCGCUUCGCGGAUAAGGUGGUCGAGCACCUGAGCCCCGACUACGAUUUCGUGUGGGUGCACGACUACCACCUGAUGCUCCUGCCCACCUUUUUGCGCAAGCGAUACAACACCGUGCGGUGCGGGUACUUCCUUCACUGCCCGUUCCCGUCCUCCGAGAUUUUCAAGACGUUUCCCAACCGAGACUUGGUCCUCCGAGGGUUGCUCAACGCCGACGUGGUGGGGUUCCACACUUUCGACUACGCCAGGCACUUCCUCUCGUGCACCACGCGCCUGCUGGGCCUGAACCACAAGACAGAGCGCGGUGCCCUCGCGAUCGACUACUACGGCAGGAGCGUUUCCGUCAAGAUAUGCCCCACGGGCGUCGACGUCGCCAGGCUUCAGGAGGGGAUCAUGUGGCCGGAUAGCGUCCAGCGGCGACAAGCCUACCGGGCGCAGUUCGAGGGCCGCAAGGUGUUCCUCGGCGUCGACGACUUCGACGUUUUCAAGGGCAUCGAGUUGAAACUCCAGGCGUUCGAGUUAUUGCUGAGUCAGCACCCGGAGCUGGCGGACAAGAUCGUCAUGGUGCAGGUGUGCAACCCGGCGAGGGGCGACAGCCGCGAGCUGCAGGAGGUGCAGCAGGAGGUCUUCGACAUCGUCGAGCGCCUCAACGCCACGUACGGCAGCAUCGACGGCCGCUCGUCCAAGACCAGCGACGGCGAGUCCGGCAAGGUCGUCGAGCUGAUCAACCGCGGGACGACUUUGGCCGAGAGGAUCGCGCUUCUCUCGGUGGCGGACUGCGCCGUGGUCACCGCCACCCGCGACGGCAUGAACCUCCUCCCGUACGAGUACAUCACCUGCCGCCAGGGUCCCGUCAGCGUCGACGCCGGCACCGCGGACGGCUACCCUCUGCCCCGGCAGUCCUCGCUGAUCAUGUCCGAGUUUGUCGGAUGCUCGAGCUCACUCUCUGGAGCUUUCCGGGUGAACCCCUGGAACACCGACGACGUCGCGGAUGCGAUGUACAGAGCCGCGCUGCUGUCCGGCGGCGAGGCUGAGGCGAGGCACGAGCGCCACUGGAAGUACAUACACGAGCACACCGUCGGGUACUGGGCCGCGUCCAACAUCAACGAGCUCAAGAGGCUCACGGACGGCAACGGGAACGCGCGGUGCUACGGACUCGGAUUCGGCUUGAACUUUCGGGUCGUCGCGAUGGACCCGGAUUUCCGAGCCAUGGACACGGUGGCGUGCGCGGCGGACUACGGCAAGGCCAAGAAGCGAGUCUUACUCAUCGACUACGACGGCACGCUGGUGCAGGCUGCCUCCUACGACGUCUCACCCGAUGCCGAGCUCCUGAGUCAUCUCACCGCCCUGGCGGCUGACCCACGGAACGCCGCGGUGUGCGUCGUGUCCGGCCGCGAGCGAAAGCAGCUCGAUAACUGGUUCCGCAACGUCCCCGGCAUCGCGCUGUUAGCCGAGCACGGCUUCUGGUACAAGCCCCCUGACUGGAGCGGGUCCGGCUCCAAGGACUGGCAGAUGCUCGUGCCCGCGGGCACCGAGGAGACGAUCAAGCGUUGGCGCGAAAUCGUCGAGCCGAUUCUGGAUCAGUACCACGACGCCACCGACGGAUCGCUCAUCCGGGACAAGGGCACGAGCAUGAUCUGGGACUACCGCGACGCGGAUCCUGACUUUGGCCAGUGGCAGGCCAAGGAGCUCAUGGACCACCUGGAGUCGGUGCUCGUCAACGAGCAGGUGGAUGUCUUCCCCGGUCACAACCACGUGGAGAUCAAGGCUCACGGGGUUUCCAAGGCGACCCCGGUGGAGAUGUUCCUCGGCGAAAAUUGGGAGAUUCACCUCAGGCCGGAGAGCGAGGGCGGCACCCCGGGCAAGGUUGAUUUCGUCAUGGCCAUCGGUGACGACAGGUCGGAUGAGGAGAUGUUCAUGGCGGUUGACGCGCUGGUGCUCAACCCGGAGGGUGCGGUGGUUCAGAAGAUGUCGUGCCCGAUGCCCGGGAAGGAGAAGAGCAAGGGUCACGAGCACCUGAGCGUGUACUGCGUGACGGUGGGGCAGAAGCCGAGCAAGGCGGACUUUUACCUGGACGAUUCCGACGACGUCGUGCAGCUGGUGAGAAACUUCACGGCGACUGGGCAGUCGCAGAGCCCGUCGACGUGA
Micromonas commoda is the source of this 2682-nucleotide messenger RNA. RefSeq names its product glycosyltransferase family 20 protein. Bases 1 to 2682 code for a protein of 893 amino acids. The transcript has a single exon. Gene Ontology annotation, biological process: trehalose biosynthetic process. Gene Ontology annotation, cellular component: cytosol. NCBI's taxonomy places the organism in Eukaryota, Viridiplantae, Chlorophyta, Mamiellophyceae, Mamiellales, Mamiellaceae. The record is from RefSeq and is a predicted model, not a curated record. Gene Ontology annotation, molecular function: catalytic activity.